Talaromyces stipitatus ATCC 10500 is the source of this 1032-nucleotide messenger RNA. RefSeq names its product vacuolar calcium ion transporter, putative. Bases 1 to 1032 code for a protein of 343 amino acids. Gene Ontology annotation, biological process: calcium ion transmembrane transport; intracellular calcium ion homeostasis. Gene Ontology annotation, molecular function: calcium:proton antiporter activity. NCBI's taxonomy places the organism in Eukaryota, Fungi, Ascomycota, Eurotiomycetes, Eurotiales, Trichocomaceae. The record is from RefSeq and is a predicted model, not a curated record. Gene Ontology annotation, cellular component: fungal-type vacuole membrane. The transcript is spliced from 6 exons.
AUGUUAAACUGUGCUGCAACAUACUUAAUUGAAUCACGGGUAAAAGAUAUGAUUGAUUGUUUGACCUGUCUUCCAGCUGCCGUCCCUUCACGCUUGUAUAUUCGUAUUCCAUUGCGGGAAUUAAAAAUUGGUACGAAAACAUACAGCCUCCCGAUUGCUAGCCCAUUUAAUGAUAUAGCACUUGUUCAAGACUUCCUGAUAGGAAGCAUUAUCUUCACUCUUCUAGCAGUUGUUGGGUCAUGCUUCUUGUUAAGUGACCAGCAGCGUUUUGACGAGUUCAAAUGUCAUCUAGCAACUGCUUGCCUAAUGCUCGCUAGUGACAUUCUGAUUAUUCCGAUAAGGUUGAGGAAGUGGGCUGGUGUGAACAUGUGGACUUUCCAAGUUUAUGUGUGUACUGAUAUUGCUAAAGCCACCGGCGUUGUCCUUCUAUCUAUUGUCUAUCCCAUCUUCCAAUUGAUAUUUCCCCAACGUCUUGAGCAAUUCGAAGAUAGAGAAAUGGACACUCUCCCUGAAGAUGAUAUUGAAAAGGGCUUGCUUCAUGAAGACAAAGAUUGGAAAGGAGUCUCAACGUUCUCGCUGUACUCUGCUAUAGCAAGUUCACUUAUUUCAGCAUCAUUGAUUGCAUUAUCUGCCCGCUCCAUAGUUCAAUCGUUUGAUGACUUGACAUUAUGGGAAACCCGUAUCUCAAAGUCCUUCUUCGGUUUUAUCUUGAUGCCGAUAUGUGGUAAUGCAGCAAAGGUUAUCGGCUCAUUUGGAGGAAAAGUAGAUCAUACUAUCAGUUCAGCAUACGGAUCGAGUAUACAGUGUGUUCUUCUCUUACUUCCAUUUACUAUAUUGGUAGAUCGGAUGACGGGGAAAGAUCAAAUAGAUUCGGAUUUCCGCGACGAAUAUCGCCUCCAUCUCCUUUUCGUUGCUGUACUCGCAUUUUAUUCUCUCGUUUUUGAUGGCAAGUGUGGUCGUUUCAAAGGUGUCCUAUUGAUGAUGUUUUACGCCAUCAUCGCCUGGGCAGUAUGGAGCUACCAGCAAAUCUGA